This is a messenger RNA of Heterobasidion irregulare TC 32-1, 387 nucleotides long. RefSeq lists its product as uncharacterized. The transcript has a single exon. Gene Ontology annotation, cellular component: endoplasmic reticulum membrane; glycosylphosphatidylinositol-mannosyltransferase I complex. The record is from RefSeq and is a predicted model, not a curated record. Lineage: Eukaryota; Fungi; Basidiomycota; Agaricomycetes; Russulales; Bondarzewiaceae. Gene Ontology annotation, molecular function: mannosyltransferase activity. Gene Ontology annotation, biological process: protein processing; GPI anchor biosynthetic process. The annotation marks the transcript as partial.
UCGUGGGCACUUUCAAGCACACAAGGGUUUCACACCACGAUCUCUGCCCGUAUUUCCAUCAAUCCUCCACCAGCGGCGACUUGCUCCCUCCAUCUGUCUCUGCAGUUGCCGGCCCACCUGUUCGUAGACCCUUAUGAACUUGAUCACUACAGUGCACCCUAUUCUUUCCAAAUAUUUGGGCCAUCCAACCUCGAAGCGCCUGUAUUUAUUGUCGACAACAGCGACACCACCCUCUUGCUCAACAUCACUCUGAUGGAUCAUGGCGGUAAUGGUCAAAUCGCUAUAAUCGAUGUGCCUUUACACUCACGCUACGGACGUCCUCUUCGCGGACACGCGACUGGCAUUCACAACAUUGUCAUGACCGCUCCGACUGUAUUCUGGGCUUGU